UUUCUUUCUUUUUUUUUUAUAUAUCUAUAAUAUAGUCUUCUUCAUUCAUUCAUCGUACAUAGAUCUCUCUCUCUUUCUCUUUUCUACUACAAGUAAAAGCCAUUUAUACUUAAUAUUGAAAAUGUCACAAACACAAAGCGAUGAAGAAGAUGCCGGUUUCUUGAAAAUUUCUAAGUUAGAGGAAACUGGAAUUUCAGCAACUGAUAUCAAGAAGUUAAAAGAGGGAGGUUUUUAUACAGUUGAGUCUGUUGCUUAUGCACCCAAGAAAGCAUUACUUGCAAUUAAAGGCAUUUCGGAAACAAAGGCUGAUCGAUUACUUGCAGAAGCUGCUAAAAUUGUAAAUUUGGGCUUUACAACAGCUAUGGAUGUGCAUCAACGUCGACAGGAAAUUGUUACUAUUACUACGGGUUCUAGAGAACUCGAUCGGAUUUUAGGAGGUGGUAUUGAAACAGGAUCAAUUACAGAACUAUUUGGUGAAUUUAGAACGGGUAAAAGCCAAUUGUGUCAUAUGUUAGCAGUUACUGCGCAGUUACCAAUUAGUAUGGGAGGUGGACAAGGUAAAUGUCUUUUUAUUGAUACCGAAAGCACAUUUCGACCCAGCCGUAUUUUAUCAAUUGCGGAAAGAUUUUCUUUGAAUGGUGAAGAGACGCUUGAUAAUAUCGCCUAUGCAAGAGCCUACAACACAGAUCAUCAGACAUCACUUCUUGUUCAAGCAGCUGCUAUGAUGUCAGAAGCUCGAUUUUCUGUUUUGAUUGUUGAUUCAGCCAUGGCUUUGUAUCGUACAGAUUACGCUGGUCGUGGUGAAUUAGCAGCUCGUCAAAUUCAUUUAGCACAGUUUUUGCGACAAUUACAACGUUUAGCAGAUGAAUUUGGUGUGGCUGUUGUGAUUACGAACCAAGUAGUAGCUCAAGUUGAUGGCGGCGCAUCUAUGUUUAAUCCUGAUCCAAAGAAGCCUGCAGGUGGAAAUAUAAUUGCUCAUGCCUCAUGUACCCGAUUAUAUCUUCGUAAGGGGCGUGGUGAAAAUCGUAUAUGUAAAAUAUAUGAUUCACCUUCGUUACCUGAAAAUGAAUGCACUUUUGCUAUUUUAGAAGAUGGUAUUGGUGAUGCUACUGAGUAGUUUUUUUUUUUUCUAAUAGAGAGUUAAAUAUAUCACAUCUAUUAUUUUGUAUAUGUUUUUUUUUAUCUAUUUACUAUAUUUAUGUGUAUUUUUUUUUUCGAUUAUUUCCAACUUUUUUUUUUUCACCCUUUUAUCUUCUAUUU
Molecule: messenger RNA, 1260 nt
Organism: Cokeromyces recurvatus
Lineage: Eukaryota; Fungi; Mucoromycota; Mucoromycetes; Mucorales; Mucoraceae
Product: DNA repair protein RAD51
Exons: 4
Coding region: 122-1117 (331 amino acids)
Biological process (GO): double-strand break repair via homologous recombination; DNA recombinase assembly; mitotic recombination
Cellular component (GO): condensed nuclear chromosome
Molecular function (GO): ATP binding; DNA strand exchange activity; ATP-dependent DNA damage sensor activity
Source: RefSeq, a predicted model, not a curated record